AUGCAAAGUGGUGACUUUGAGGAGUGGAAAAAUCUGGAGUUAAAUGAGGAGAAAGAUAAGCGAAAAAUCGAGCCCACUUCAAUCCAAAUUGGUGAAGAAAAGAGUGAAAACUCAGCAAGUUCAACUGCUGAAUUUACCCAGAAUGCUACAACAUCUGUUCAGCAAUCUGCGACAGAAAAGUGUUUGAGCAAGCCACCUCCACCAUUUCCUCAAAGAUUUCAAAAACAGCAACAAGAUGGUCAAUUCCAAAGGUUUUUAGACGUUUUGAAGCAACUCCAUAUCAAUAUACCACUAGUGGAGGCCUUGGAGCAAAUGCCAAAUUAUGCAAAGUUUUUGAAGGACAUUUUGACUAAGAAAAGGAGACUUGGUGAAUUUGAAAUGAUGGCCUUGACGGAAGGCUGUAGUGCCAUGUUGAAGAGUAAAAUUCCUCCUAAGUUGAAGGAUCCGGGUAGCUUUACAAUUCCUUGUUCUAUUGGUGGAAGAGAUGUGGGUAGAGCUUUAUGUGAUUUGGGAGCUAGUAUUAACUUAAUGCCUAUGUCUAUUUUCAAGAAGUUGGGAAUUGGAGAAGCAAGGCCAACAACCGUCACUUUGCAAUUGGCAGAUCGUUCUAUGGCUCACCCAGAAGAAAAAAUUGAAGAUGUUCUAGUGCAAGUUGAUAAGUUCAUUUUCCCGGCCCAUUUUAUAAUUCUUGACUAUGAGGCGGAUAGAGAUGUUCCUAUUAUUUUGGGUAGGCCAUUUCUAGCUACCGGGAGGACUUUAAUUGAUGUGCAAAAAGGAGAGCUUACUAUGAGGGUGAAUGACCAACAAGUAACUUUUAAUGUGUUCAAUGCUAUGAAGUUUCCGGAUGAGGUUGAGGAAUGCUCUCGAUUGAGUGUAAUUGAGUCACUUGUAGCUGAAAAGUUCCACGAAGACGUUUUUAAAGAUGGAAUGGGGGUGAGUUCACUUGAAGAGCUUGAAGCCAUAAGUGAAAAGGAGGAAACCCAAGUUACAUGGGUAGAAUUACAGCAGCCCUUUACCAAAUUCCGAAGGCCUUUUGAGUCUCUAGACUUGUCGGGAGGGAAUUUCAAGCCUCCUAAGCCCUCUAUUCAAGAGCCACCAAAAUUAGAGUUAAAGCCUUUGCCUAGUCACUUGAAGUAUGCUUAUUUGGGAGAUAACGAGACUUUUCCCGUGAUUAUUUCAGCAGUGUUAGGAGCUGAGUAUGAACGUUUGUUGCUUGAUGUGUUGAAGAAAUACACAAGAGCUAUUGGUUGGACCAUGGCGGAUAUCAAGGGUAUAAGUCCUUCAUUUUGUAUGCAUAAAAUUCUGUUGGAAGAUUGCUGUAAUAAUUCUGUUGAGUAG
Messenger RNA from Humulus lupulus (European hop), 1338 nucleotides. RefSeq lists its product as uncharacterized. The transcript has a single exon. Lineage: Eukaryota; Viridiplantae; Streptophyta; Magnoliopsida; Rosales; Cannabaceae. The record is from RefSeq and is a predicted model, not a curated record. Bases 1 to 1338 code for a protein of 445 amino acids.